AGCCGCGUCGUCGUGUGCCGCCGCCGCCGCCGCCGCGUAUUAUAUAUAUUAUUUUGAAUAAUAAUAUAACACUACGCACACGCCACGGCCACUCGCGCGUUCGUCGUUCGCGCCGACGACACGCGGUGAUUUGAUCGCCGCUGCUGCCGCCGCCUCAGCUGCCUCCGCUGCCUCCACUUCGCCAGUCAGACACGACACGCAUAUUCUGUUAAAUAUUAAUAACAUACAAUGUCAUAAUAAUUUUUAAUAAUGUUUCGGACAUUUGCCCGUCGGUCGUAGUCGUGUUUUUGUCACACGUUUGUCAUCGUCCAUUCGUGAAUAGGUUCGCGACGACGAAAAACGCGUUCACAUAUCACGAUUAUAUUCAAAUAACAACAGUAGGUUUUUCGACAUCCGAUCGGCCCUCCCCGGACCGUCAAUCAUCCGCAUCCCCCCCCCCCCCCCAAUCAGUACCCCCAAACUGCACCGCCGCCGUUACGUAGAAUAUUAUAAUAAUACGUCUCGUUAAAAUGUUGCACAGAUCCUAAUGACCAUGGAGAAUUGCGCGGCACUAAUCGUUCAGGACCAGAAGUACUGUUACUUCCGGAAAGCAGUGCACUUUUGGGCGCAACAGGCACUGCUACCAGCUGUUGUGGCCGUGGGCGUGGUGGGUAACAUGCUGUCCGUGGUCGUACUUACCAGAGAACCGAUGAAGAGCUCCACCAGCACGUAUCUGACUGCUCUGGCUGUAUCCGACUUGUUCUAUUUGCUGUUUGUGUUUACCAUAUCCUUUGAGAACUAUCCGUGGAUCGUCGAGGCCGAUUACUACAUUUAUUGGAAAUGGUAUCCUUACGGGCUGUGGCUUACCGACGCUGCAAGUAACACAUCGGUGCUGUUAACGGUUUCGUUCACCGUCGAACGGUACAUAGCCGUGUGCCAUCCUCUGCGCGGCCGCGUGCUGUGCACCGAGUCCCGGGCCAAACGCGUCAUCCUGAUGGUGGCGUUAUUCUGCAUCCUUUGCACGGCCACCACUCCGCAUGAGUGGCACAUAGCCAUCAACGCGGCCACCGGCAAGUUCCAGAAGAGCAGCACGGAACUGGGCCGGAACGACAUCUACAAGAAGGCGUACAACUGGUUUUGCAUCGUCACGUUCAUAUGCGUACCGCUGCUGGUGCUGGCCGUGCUCAACUGGUUCCUGAUCAACGCGGUCAACCAGAGCCGCCGGAACCGGACGCGGCUCACGUGCCAGGGGAACGUGGUGUGGAACAGGCAGCGGCAGGAGAACAAAAUGACCAUGACGCUGAUCGCCGUGGUGAUCAUGUUCUGCGUGUGUCAGACGCCGACGGCCGUGAUGAUGCUGACGGCGUCCGUGUACGAGCCGCCCGAGAAGACACCCGCGUACUACGUGAACCGCGGUCUGCACACCAUAUUCAACUUCCUGAUGGUGGUGAACGCCGCGUCCAACUUCAUGUUGUACUGCGCCAUGAGCCGCAAGUACCGGCGCACGCUCAUGAUCACGUUCAUGCCGUUCCUGGCGGCCCGGCACGCGCGCAACGCCACGCUCCGGUCGUCGGUCAGCUACCCGCGGUCCGGCACCAUGGUCCGGCGCAACACGGAGGUCACGCAAAUGACCGAUAUAAUCGGCGCCGCGGCCACCGGCAAACGCGAACCUCUCAUCCGGGCCGGCACCAACCACGGCAGGCACGCCGCCAACAACAAGCAGCAGCUGACCGCCACGGCCGUUCUCUAAGCGCGCCGCGGUCGUAUCAAGCCGGGUUCACCUCGCGCGCGGUCAGUCUUGCCGUGCGGCGCUUUUCAUCGUAUUUUCGUGACAAUCAUAAUAUUAUAUUAUUAUGAUAUUAUAAGAACGAUCUAUGUCGUGAAAAUUCCCAUGUCGGGCCGAGCUCGACUUUUGGGCGCGACACGACAGACGACGCAUAGGUGGCUGCAGUGAACCCGGCUUUAUUAUAUUAUACAACUGAUGUCCGACUAUUACAUCUAUAUGAUAUGAUAAUAUUAUAAUGACAUCCGUCCCAUUAUACAAUUAUUAUUAUUAUUA
Molecule: messenger RNA, 2038 nt
Organism: Metopolophium dirhodum (rose-grain aphid)
Lineage: Eukaryota; Metazoa; Arthropoda; Insecta; Hemiptera; Aphididae
Product: FMRFamide receptor-like
Exons: 4
Coding region: 527-1729 (400 amino acids)
Biological process (GO): G protein-coupled receptor signaling pathway
Cellular component (GO): membrane
Molecular function (GO): G protein-coupled receptor activity
Source: RefSeq, a predicted model, not a curated record